Messenger RNA from Benincasa hispida (wax gourd), 1135 nucleotides. Its product is annotated as S-adenosyl-L-methionine-dependent methyltransferases superfamily protein. The record is from RefSeq and is a predicted model, not a curated record. Gene Ontology annotation, molecular function: nucleic acid binding; rRNA (adenine-N6-)-methyltransferase activity. NCBI's taxonomy places the organism in Eukaryota, Viridiplantae, Streptophyta, Magnoliopsida, Cucurbitales, Cucurbitaceae. Gene Ontology annotation, biological process: rRNA methylation.
UGGGGGAAAAGGGACGACAUCCUUUACACUAGAAGAUUGAGAAAGAAUCAGUGAGGACAAGUCGUGAGUUGGUUUGGUGGAGUGGUACACUACAGGAUAUCCUCGCCCUUUUCCAGAAAGGUAUAAUCGCCUAAAUUAGGGUUAUCAACAAACGGAUUCAUCAAGAUUCUCUCCCGCCCAAGGAUGAAGCUCAAGCAAUUAGAGUCCUUACUCGAUCAAAUUCAACAGUUCUCCAAUCCAAAGGUUGAGCUGGAGCAGUAUCCCACUGGACCUCACAUUGCUUCUCGCAUGUUGUACACCGCAGAGAAUUCUUUUGGAGAUGUGAGUGGCAAGAUAGUGGCUGAUCUGGGUUGUGGUUGUGGUACAUUAGGAGCUGCAGCUGGACUUUUGGGUGCAGAACAUGUUACUGGAAUUGACAUCGAUACCGAGUCUCUUGAAAUAGCAUCUUCCAAUGCAGAGUAUCUUGAGUUGGAAAUGGACUUGGUUCAGUGUGAUGUGAAGAACUUGGGAUGGAGAGGUCAGGUUGUUGAUACAAUUGUAAUGAAUCCUCCAUUUGGAACACGACGAAAGGGUGCAGAUAUGGAAUUUCUUUCCGCAGCUUUGAAGCAUGCAUCCAAAGCCGUUUAUUCUUUACACAAGACCUCAACAAGAGAUCAUAUAAAGCGUGCGGCUUUGCGGGAUUAUGGCGCCCAAAGUGCUGAGGUUUUGUGCCAGCUUCGAUAUGACUUGCCCCAACUUUACAAAUUUCACAAGAGAAAAGAGGUGGACAUUGCCGUGGACCUUUGGCGAUUUGUACCGAGAAGUCCUCAGAAAAAUGGUGUCUAGGGACUGUCGUACAUGAAGUUCAUGCCAUGUCCUGCACACGCGUAAAGUGAUCACAUCAAACUUCUGUUGUCGCGACUGGAAGGAUGAGAAUCUGUAGAAUGUUCAUAUAUUUCUUGCACAUUUGCUAAAAAAAUUGUGGUACUUAGUUCUUAGGUCUUGGAAUUCAGUGGAAAAUCUUCACCUUUUUCCCUGCCAUUUUUGUUUGUUAGUGCUUGUUAAUGGAUAUGGAAUUUUCAUUGUAAAACAUCAACUCUUCUUCUGGAAAAGAAUUGUAAUGGUUAAAGAAAAGAAAGAACAACAUUAUUAGUAU